Micropterus dolomieu (smallmouth bass) is the source of this 2354-nucleotide messenger RNA. It is a transcript of the gene zdhhc16a, whose product is annotated as zinc finger DHHC-type palmitoyltransferase 16a. Gene Ontology annotation, biological process: protein palmitoylation. Gene Ontology annotation, cellular component: Golgi apparatus. Gene Ontology annotation, molecular function: palmitoyltransferase activity. The coding region runs from base 628 to 1776 and encodes 382 amino acids. NCBI's taxonomy places the organism in Eukaryota, Metazoa, Chordata, Actinopteri, Centrarchiformes, Centrarchidae. The transcript is spliced from 12 exons. The record is from RefSeq and is a predicted model, not a curated record.
UUGAAUAGAAAACACUGUGUGACAGCCACACAAAAGGGUUUGGGAGCGUUAGGAUUCUGUGACACUGUUCACACAGCAAAGUGUGUGAUGGACAAAUGAACUGUUAAGGCUUCCUUGGUGCGACCGCUUAGCUAUUUGCCGUGCAGUGGUCUUUGAGUAGCCUGUCCGCGGGAGUAAAGCUGAAUGUUGCUGCUGAGAAAAAAAUAAAGUCAGCUCCACUCCAGACCACUGCCCCUCUCACCUCAGGUAACGCUAACAGCAAAACCUCCACCCAGACUCCACCCUGUCUGGAAUGCAGAAAAGCAAGAUUGUUUUGUAUUUCUUGGCUUUUGGUCACAAGCAGCCAGCGUCCGUUCACACAAUCACAGUGAGUUUCCAUUGGAUUCACCAGCGGAUGCUCUGGCUUGUUCACCUACGCCUUUAAAUUUGUAGCAGUCCGUACCUGAUGAAGUUAAAGUGUCAGACUGCCACAGACUAAUGUGGUGAGUUAUAUAAACUGCUUAUCUGCUAAAAGAUCCAAGUUGACAGGCUCCCAAAUUCAGCGUUUGACCCUUUUAUCCAAAGUGACUGACAUUUGAGGAACAACAUACAAGCAUCAGUAAAGUGUGUGCAUAUUACAGAUGCAGAAUGCGGUGGUGUCCCAGCUCAGUGCUCCACCUACUGCGCUGUGUGCGGUUACAGUCAUGUUCCAGGAGAGGAAAGAACAAGCUGCCUUUGUGGAUUAGAGAAAUAUGGGCUUACUUGAGUCUGGUGCUGCAGUCACUGUACUUUAACUCCCUCACAGACUCGGAUGUGGUUUUCGACUCAGUUUUUGAACCAGUGUUUUGGACUGUGGAUUAUGUCACCCGUUGGUUUGGCACGGUGUUUGUUUGUCUGGUGGUGAUACUGACCAGUUCCAUCCUGGCGAUCGCCUACUUGAUCCUACUGCCUCUGAUCCUCACCACAUACUCCCCUGCAUGGAUUGCCUGGCAUGUUUGUUAUGGACAUUGGAACCUCGUCAUGAUUGUUUUCAAUUACUACAAGGCCACGAAGACUUCCCCUGGGUACCCUCCUACAGAAAAAAAUGACAGUCCAUUUGUGGCAGUCUGCAAAAAGUGCAUCAUGCCCAAACCAGCAAGAACACACCACUGUGGUAUCUGUAACAGGUGCAUUCUGAAAAUGGACCAUCAUUGUCCCUGGUUGAAUAACUGCGUGGGCCACUUUAACCACCGUUACUUCUUCUCCUUCUGCCUCUUCAUGACCUUGGGCUGUGCCUACUGCAGCAUCAGUGGCAGAAACCUGUUCCUAGAUGCAUACAGUGCUAUUGAGCGCUUUAAGCAUUUGGACAUGGACAAGCCAGGGGUACCAGUAACAGGGAUGGGACUUCUUAUAGGGCUUCUCCCUCCUGGCCAGACCAACUAUCAGACACCUGCACCUCCAUACACCUUUAAGGAUAAGAUGAUUCAUAAGAGCAUCAUCUACAUGUGGGUGCUUACCAGCACAGCGGGCGUGGCUCUGGGAGCUCUCACUCUUUGGCAUGCAGUUCUCAUAUCCAGAGGGGAGACCAGCAUAGAGAGACACAUUAACAGCAAAGAAACAAAGCGAAUGGCAAAACGAGGAAGGGUAUACAGGAACCCUUUCAAUUAUGGCAGGCUGAAUAACUGGAAAGUCUUCUUUGGCGUGGAGAAGAGAAGUCACUGGGUGACACGUGUUCUCCUUCCCUCUGGGCACGCCCCACCUGGUGAUGGUUUGACGUGGGACGUAUUCCCAGUUAAAAAGGACUUAAUACCUGUAUGAUGGGUACUACUACUUUGGCAUACUUGUAGCCUAAUUUCAGCAGACUUUGCUGGGUCCAACCUGCUCUGGUCACUGAUCCGUUUGGCUUAAAGGAUCCUUGCAUGGUGGCAUAAUACAGCUGAAGAAAUGGAGUCAUAUCAACCUUCAAUACCUCAUAUGCUGUGGCAUUGCUCACAGUUCGACGGUCUACAUUUUUCACCAGUGAUAAGGCACUGUGUCAUGGAUGGUUUGUUCUCCACCUGGUUUUACAGACUGGUCUUACUUGACUCUCAAUUGAACUAGUGAUGGGUUUGAUAAUUUUAUAAGCCAUGUCUACUGACUGACAUAUUUUUUGGACUGAAUUACCUUUAAAAUAAAACCCAAGCUGAUAUUUACGAAGAAAAACUAAAACAUAGAACCCCCCGCAAAGGUUUAGGACAUAAUGGUUCCUCCCAUCACAUGCUCACCCCUGUCCAAUAUUAUCAUUUGAAAUGAACUUUCAAGGCAAGCUGUAGUACCAUGAUAAUGUGUUAUUUAUCUGUAUUUUGUACCUGUUAAGUUAAUCAAUCUUUAUAAAUUGCUUUACUUAAACAGUUGGA